This is a messenger RNA of Westerdykella ornata, 1273 nucleotides long. RefSeq lists its product as uncharacterized. NCBI's taxonomy places the organism in Eukaryota, Fungi, Ascomycota, Dothideomycetes, Pleosporales, Sporormiaceae. The coding region runs from base 137 to 1060 and encodes 307 amino acids. The record is from RefSeq and is a predicted model, not a curated record. The transcript has a single exon.
GAUCAGUCCUCCACUUCCUCUCCCCCCUACACAUUCCCCACGGCCAAUUCACACUCGGAUCUUGCGAACAAUCUACACCCACAGCCACGAACUCUUCCGCUCACCAAUUCACAACGUUAACAUAAGCAGCUGCAACAUGUCUUCAGAUCGUAACUCGCCACCACUUCCAUCCCCAGGUGCAGCGGAGCGCCGACGAGCUUCAAUCACAGGCCAGACCUUCCACGACCUCUUCGGUCGCCAGAGGAGCCUCGGAGGACAACAGGACCCGACUCAGCCGUACCCCGGGCCCAUCACCACAGCUGCCGUCAACGCUCAGCGACGCCGCCUGUCUCUCACCACCGUCGGCCUCUCCCCUCCAAUGAACCAAUCCACACCCUUCUCAGCUCCACGGCCGAGGGCGGAGAGCCUGUCUAGCGUCAAUUCAGGCUCCGUCGACGAGAGUCCCUUUGAAGACGAUAACGCCCCGCCUUCAGGGGGUGCGAGCAGUGUGCCGACGACACCCUUUGCUCGGCGGCUGAGCUUCGGAGCACGCGCAAUGCGGGAUGUUAGGCAGGGCAAUGGGAGCCAGGGCAACACUAAUGGUAGACCCUCCCUUCAUCAGAAAGCCUCCUCUCCCCCGACUGCAAGAGGUCGAGGUCUGUCUUCAUCCUUGUCCCCUUCACGCUCUUCCUCUGUUCCAGCGGCCUCUGGCUCACUCGUCCCCCCUGCAGACGCCACAUCUCCUUCUUCUCCUCCUUCUCUUUCUCCGUCUACUUCCUCUCCUUCCUUGCCGCAGAUCUUGGCCGAGCACUUCAAACGUCAUCCUGAUCAGGUCCUGGGUGAACGAGAGCUGACGUCCCUUCUCUCCCCUCCAGGCGAAGGCUACAACUUUGCCGAGAAUCUUCGCAACCGCGCCGAGCGCGCCUCCAUGUCCGGUGCCCACCCGAUCCACCCUCCUCAGAUGCAUCAUCGCGCCAAGAGCGUCACCAUCAUGGAGCCGCCUCACGAGAUGCCCAAGCAACCCAGAGUACCUGAUCCCAUGCAGGAGCGUAUCCUGAAGGGCGACUUCUACAUGGAUUGAGGAGGCGCCGUUUGGUAGGGUUCUGUACGAACAGCGGAGAGUGGUGCCGUUGGAACUUGGACAUCUUCUCGGACUUUACGUCCAUGUGUUACUCACUUUCGACUCUUGGGCGUCCGGAAGGAUGGUGCUGGGGUCAAACACCUCGAUUUCACUGCGCGAGUUCACCAGAAGACUUGCCACAAGUCCAUCGGAGCAGUCACAUGGGCUCUACUG